This is a messenger RNA of Puma concolor (puma), 1170 nucleotides long. The record is from RefSeq and is a predicted model, not a curated record. NCBI's taxonomy places the organism in Eukaryota, Metazoa, Chordata, Mammalia, Carnivora, Felidae.
AUGGCGCGGCAGUGGGGGCCGUCCAUGAGGGCGGCCGAGCGGGCGGGCUGCGUGGUGAGCGCUUCCCGGGCCGGGCAGCCCGAGGCCGGCUCGUGGAGCUGCAGCGGGGUGAUCCUGAGCCGCUGCCCGGACCUGGUGCUGUGCCACGGGGGCAUUUUCACCCCCUUCCUGCGGGCCGGGAGCGGGGCGCUGAGCGCGGCCGGCGCCGCCUUCCUGCCCGGCGACAGUUGCGGUGACGACCUGCGCCUGCACGUGCAGCGGGGUCCAGCAGCCUCGAGCCCCUCAGGCCGCGCAGAGCGGGGCCGCCCGGGGCUGUGCACGCCCCAGUGCGCGGGCCCAGAGUCAGGCCCUCAGGGCCGACCCCGCGGGCGGCCCCUGCAGCCCCCGCGGCCCGCCGAGCUGCUGCUGCUGCUGAGCUGCCCGGCCUUCCGGGCCCACUUCGCUCGCCUCUUCGGGGGCGAGGCGGCGGAGCAGUGGCGCUUCGCGAGCGCGGCGCCGGAGGAAGAGGUGACGGAGGACGAGGAGGAGGAUCAGCUGAGAGCGCUGGGCUGGUUCGCGCUGCUGCGCGUGCGGCCCGACUCCGAGGAGGAGGAGGAAGAGGAGGAGGAGGAGCGCGGGCCGGCAGUGGCCGUGGCGAGUGCUGCGAUCUGGGGACAAGUGGUAUUUGCCACCCAGGAGACAUCGCCCUACGACAUAGCGGUGGUGAGCCUGGAGGAGGACCUACCCGAUGUCUCCCUGCCGGUGCCUGCCGAGCAUUUCCAUGAAGGCGAAGCUGUCAGCGUGGUGGGCUUCGGCGUCUUCGGCCAGGCUUGCGGGCCCUCGGUGACCUCGGGCAUUCUGUCAGCUGUGGUGCAGGUGGAUGACACGCCGGUGAUGCUACAGACCACGUGUGCCGUGCAUGGCGGCUCCAGCGGGGGACCCCUCUUCUCCACCCGCACAGGAGACCUCCUGGGCAUCGUGGCCAGCAACACCCGGGACAAUAACACAGGGGCCACCUACCCUCACCUGAACUUCAGCAUUCCCAUCACGGUGCUCCAGCCAGCCCUGCAGCGGUAUAGUCAGAUGGGUGACCUGGGCAGCCUCCGGGAGCUGGACAGCGCCACUGAGCCAGUGAGGGUGGUGUGGCGGCUGCAGCGGCCGCUGGCGGAGGCCCCGCGGAGCAAGCUGUGA